UGCAGCCCGUCACCGAGCUCGUCAGAGUGCGAGCGGGAUGCUUCUCUCCUGCGGUAUUUAUGAGACAAAGCAUAAGUUUCCACUGCGGCCAAACGGCGGUCUGUUAAUGGCUGACUAACAAUGUGACCCGCGCGAGGUUCCGGGGCCACGACGCUUACGUCACAAUAGGACGGUAACGGUGCCUUGGCGGAGCUGAUCGCCGGACCCCCGGAGAGACGAUGUGUUGCGGCGGACGUUGCUGCGUUUCUAUGACCCAGUGUUUCUUUGACUAUUCAACGUCGAAAGUACUUGUGAUUCGGAGUAAGUCGGUGGGGACUCUCAACCGAUUCUGUCAGGCUGUGGUGUUGGCAUACAUAAUAGGGUAUGUCUGUGUUCUGAAGAAGGGCUACCAGGACACAGACACAGUCAUCAGCUCAGUGACCACCAAGGUGAAGGGCAUCGCCUUGACCAACACCUCUGACCUGGGCCUGCGCAUCUGGGACGUGGCUGACUACGUCAUCCCCCCUCAGGAGGAAAACUCCUUCUUUGUGCUGACCAACCUGAACAUCACACCAAACCAAACACAGACACGGUGUGCUGAGAACCCUGGGCCUGGCUCCACGUGCACCAGCGGCCGAGACUGCAAGAGGGGGUUCCAUGACAGUCGCCAAAAUGGUGUGCAGACAGGCAGGUGUAUCCAGUUUUCGGUGACAGAGAAGACGUGUGAGGUGCUCGCCUGGUGCCCUUUGGAGAAAGGGAACGAUCCACCUGAUCCUCCAUUGCUGGCAGAAGCCAUGAAUUUCACAGUCCUGAUAAAGAAUAGCAUCCGCUACCCCAAAUUCAACUUCAACAAACGGAACAUCCUGCCCCAUGUGAACAGCUCCUACCUGUCGCAGUGUGUGUUCAACCGCACGACGGAUCCUGACUGCCCCAUCUUCAGACUCGGGGACAUUGCCUCUGAGGCGGGAGAGGACUUCCAGACCAUGGCAGUCCAUGGUGGGGUGAUGGGGGUGCAGAUCCUCUGGGACUGUAAUCUGGAUAUGCCUGAGAGCUGGUGCAUGCCCACCUACACCUUCCGUCGCCUCGACAACAAGGACCCAGACAACAACGUCGCCCCGGGAUACAACAUCAGGUUUGCAAAAUAUUACAAAAAUGGAGGCAAAGAGAGCAGAAAUUUAGUCAAAGGUUACGGCAUCCGCUUUGAGAUCAUGGUUUUCGGAAAGGCAGGGAAAUUCAACAUAGUACCAACUCUUCUCAACAUUGGAGCUGGCUUGGCACUGCUGGGGCUGGUAAACGUGGUGUGUGACUGGAUUGUACUGACUUUCAUGAGAAACAGACAACAAUACAGUCAAGAGAAAUACGCGUAUGUGGGUGACUUUGGGCUGCUGUCCAAUGAGGUUACUGAACCAUCAGGAACGGGAUUUGUUGAAGAUGACUGAACCUGUAUGUUAAUACUUUCUAAUAAAACUAAUUACCUUAAAAAUCCCAUUCAAUAUAUUGUCUUUGUGUAUUUAUGUAAAAAUGCUUGUCUCUACCUCACUACCUCAUCAUUGUCUGCAUCAUCCCAUCCUCCUCAGACCUGAUGCUCAUGCGGGUUGCCAGGUUGAGGACACUGAACCUACACAGAUGACAGCAAUAUUAAACUUGUAGCAAUGUAGUGUGAAGUCUUACACUGUAAGAUUGUCAGAUAAUGUUGCUUUAUGUAUGCAGUGUAUUUAUUGUUUGUAAGUUAUAUAUCAGCUUGUUGAUUUUUUUUUUUUUUUAAAUAUAAUUGUCAAUUGGAAAUACUUUCUACAAUUUUUGCCCUUUUACAGUAAGUUUGUUGAUCUGGUUUGUUGGCUCAUUUCCAUGCCUGCAGCACACUGUUUGUUGGCCAAUUUGUUUCAUAUCUAGCAACCCGGGGUGUUGAAUUAGGUGGUGGGCAGGAUUACAGGCGAAAACACAGAUAUUUCAUUCUGGAAUGGAAGUUUUAAAAAUCGCACUGUUGUUUAAUUCUUGUCAGUUCCCUACAACUUGAGCUCUCCUAUAAAUGUUUCAUUCCAGCCAUUCUAAUUCCUUGAAUCUUUUAAUCGUAAUUCAUUCUAAUUCCUUGAAUCUUUAAAUCCUAAUUCAUUCUAAUUCUUUGAAUCUUUUAAUCCUAAUUCAUUCUGAUUCUUUGAAUCUGGCUUCCACUGAAGUGCCCGGGCUCUGGAGCCAUGUAAUGGUGUUGCAGAAGCCUGGUAAGGCUUGGAUGAGGAACAUCUAACUGUGCAGGAACGUAGAGGCUUCAGUUCUGACUACUGGGUCCUCAUUUCCAUUACAUCUCUCCACUCUCUGAGGACAGCAGGACAGAGGAAUGGACACCAGCAGUAUUUUAGCCCACGAUCAUUGCAGCCUCGCUUCUCAACUACGUCCUGCUGCCUCACUUUUAUUUCCUCGUGAGUCGGUUGAGACAGAAAAAACGUUUUUAUAUUUACUAUUCCAAUAACGGAAAAACAAUAUAUCCAAAUGUCUAACAAACAUGUUAGGUUUCCAAGGUAGAAAUAUGAACAGUUCAUGGUAAUAAACUGUUUUAAAAUGC
Molecule: messenger RNA, 2539 nt
Organism: Electrophorus electricus (electric eel)
Lineage: Eukaryota; Metazoa; Chordata; Actinopteri; Gymnotiformes; Gymnotidae
Product: P2X purinoceptor 4a
Biological process (GO): response to ATP; calcium ion transmembrane transport
Cellular component (GO): plasma membrane
Molecular function (GO): purinergic nucleotide receptor activity; extracellularly ATP-gated monoatomic cation channel activity; ATP binding
Source: RefSeq, a predicted model, not a curated record